Sceloporus undulatus (fence lizard) is the source of this 2255-nucleotide messenger RNA. RefSeq names its product protein O-fucosyltransferase 2 (gene POFUT2). Gene Ontology annotation, molecular function: peptide-O-fucosyltransferase activity. The record is from RefSeq and is a predicted model, not a curated record. The coding region runs from base 26 to 1225 and encodes 399 amino acids. The transcript has 9 exons. Lineage: Eukaryota; Metazoa; Chordata; Lepidosauria; Squamata; Phrynosomatidae. Gene Ontology annotation, biological process: protein O-linked glycosylation via fucose.
GCCUUCUGACCAGGAGGAAUCCCAAAUGUCCUCCAUUUGGAGCAUCAAUAAAAGCCCAUUGGGAACCAGGUAUCUUUUGUAUGAUGUAAACCCACCGGAAGGUUUUAACCUUCGUAGAGAUGUCUAUAUCCGAGUUGCCUCUCUUAUAAAGACUUUGCUUAAAAGUGAAGCAUGGGUAUUGGUUUUGCCUCCCUGGGGACGUCUUUAUCACUGGCAGAGUCCUGACAUCCAUCAGGUUCAAAUACCUUGGUUUGAAUUUUUUGAUGUUCCAAGUCUCAAUAAAAACAUACCUGUCAUUGAGUAUGAAGAAUUUAUUUCAGAGGCUGGUGGACCCUUUAUUGACCAGGUGUAUGUCCUACAAAACUAUGCUGAAGGAUGGAAAGAAGGGACUUGGGAAGAGAAAAUAGAUGAAAGACCAUGCAUUGACCAACUCAUGUAUUCAACAGACAGACAUAAAUACUACAGGGGCUGGUUCUGGGGUUAUGAAGAAACUCGGGGACUGAAUGUAACCUGUUUAUCUGUCCAGGGCUCUGCCUCUGUCAUAGCACCAUUGCUUUUGAACAUCUCUGCUCGGUCAGUGAUGCUAGACAGAGCUGAAAAUCUUCUGCAUGACCACUAUGGAGGGAAAGACUACUGGAAUACUCGUCGAAGUAUGGUGUUUGCUAAACAUCUCCGUGUGGUGGGGGAUUUGUUUAGAAACCAGUACUUAAACUCUACUGAUGAGAAGGACAGCACACAGUAUGUUGAGGACUGGACAAAAAUGAAGGUAAAGCUGGGCAUGGCCAUAGGUGGCCCAUACCUUGCAGUUCAUCUCAGACGGAAAGACUUCAUUUGGGGUCACAGAAGUGAUGUGCCUAGCAUCCAGGGAGCAGUUAAGAAAAUCCACAGCCUUUUGAAGUUGCACAAACUUGAGAGAGUUUAUGUAGCCACUGAUGCCAUUGUGGAGGAGACUGAAGAGCUGAAGAAAUUGCUUCCACAGAUGGUGAGGUUUGAACCUACUUGGGAGGAGGUGGAACACUACAAAGAUGGAGGAAUAGCAAUUAUUGACCAAUGGAUAUGUGCACACGCCAGAUACUUUAUAGGCACCUCAGUCUCAACAUUCUCCUUCCGCAUUCAUGAGGAAAGGGAGAUUCUAGGUUUUGACCCCAAAACAACUUACAACAGAUUUUGUGGAGAUGAAGAGAAAACCUGCGAACAGCCAACUCACUGGAAGAUUGUAUAUUAAAAUAUCUUACCCUCUGGGACUGCAGUCUUUGGGCUCACCAAAGCAGUGAUACAAUCAUGGGUGUGCAUGUUGUUUUUAAUGCUAGUUUGCUUUUCAUUUCUGAUGUUAAGCACAAAUGAAUGGUAACAGAUUCCUUCUUCACCCAGACACAGUUAGUUCAGUAUGUUAUUACUACUGACAGGUUUUCUGAGAAAAUGCCAAAUGCCUUCCUUUUUUAAUUUGACCGGAAACAUAUUAUCAGUUUCUAUAUUCCUCUUCAGAUCAAGAGAAAGUCUGCUCUUGUUUGCGGUUUGUUUUGUAUGUUUACAAGAUUUUUUUUUUACUUGUAAUCCUGAUUUUGUGAGGUCUUGUUUACAAAGUUUCCAGAUAUUCAUGAAGUCAUUAUACAGGGUGAUUCAAAAAGAAUGGUGCAAAAACAAAUAAGGACAACUUUACUUUUGAACCAUUUUUAAAAAUCACAUGCUAUUUUAUUUCUGACAGUCAAGAUAAGUGUUAUCAUAGAGCAACCAAUUUAGUAACAGAUCAACCAUAGUAGCCUUCAAAGUAGCUUUCCUGAUCAAGGUGGUUGUGUGGGGAAGCUUACAUGUCUAGACUGUGUAAUAUUCUGCUCAUUUGCAUAAUCUUUUUCAUAACAUUGCUAGCUAAAAAUCUAUUGGUUUAUUUUUGUUCACACUUUCCAAAGGUUGGCUGCUGUAACCAAAAAUAGAUUUACGAGCUGAUUAUGAAUAAAAAGGGUUCUUUUUUUUAAUUGCAAGUUUCCUAGUACAACGUAUACUGUGUAAGCACAUUUCUGCUUCUUGGCCAGUAGUUUACCAAAACAAUGUCUGUGCUUGUCAUAUCUGAAACACUUAAGUUGUUCUGUUCUGCAUUUCCCAGGAAUCCUGACGUUCUUUCUAACUGAGCAGCAAAAAGAUAUGAAAAAGACAUUCUGCUCUUUUGUCAUUGUUACCAUCACUCUCAACAGUGGGAUGAUGGAGAGAAAGCAAAAUUUUCAUCCCUUGGAUGAUUAAAGAAAAGUCUGGAUACUUUU